This is a messenger RNA of Durusdinium trenchii, 1797 nucleotides long. The record is from the annotation of a GenBank genome assembly. NCBI's taxonomy places the organism in Eukaryota, Dinophyceae, Suessiales, Symbiodiniaceae.
UUCACAGAUUUAGCAGCUAAGCAGCGUCCUGCUUCGUGCCAUGGGAAACACGAGCGCCAAAGACACGGAGAUGGUGAUAUGCAAUAGAGGUGUGCACGAGUGUUCAUUUCCGAUGUAUGUCGUCAAGGUUUCAGACUUUCUGGAGAUGGAGGGUCCACCUGAACCACAUCAUGUCUUGCAGCAAAAAGGUUUGCUUCACAAAUGGCAACCAGGAAUGUUUGCGAUGUUCAUCUCGCAUCAGUGGCUGGGUGCCAAAUCUCCAGACCCCUUUGGGCAGCAGGUGACAGUGCUGCGGCAUGCGCUGCAGGCAUUUAUUGAUGGAUCCAUGAAGGUGGAGGUGGAUCUCAUGCGCACUUUUGGCGAUCCCAACGUGUCCACUUCGACUCAGCGGGUAGCUGAUGGAUAUCUUUUCUUGGAUUGGUUUGCAAUCCCACAGAUUACUGAAAGAAGCGAUAGUGUCAAGGAUGAUGCGUCAAUGUCAAACACCGCUCAAGCUGUGCAGAGCAUUCCAGCCUAUGUAGAAGCCUGUGAUAUGUUCCUGGCACUCGUGCCGGACUUAACUCACAGUGCUACUGGUGUUCAAUGCAACUACAGCACGUGGCUUUCGAGGGGCUGGUGUAGGGCAGAGCUUUGGUGCCGCUUGCUCUCCAAUCGAGAGGACACCAGUGUGAUUGUGAUCUUCUCAGCCCGAGAGGCGCUCUACAUUUUGCCUUUGGAUUGGCAAAGAAGCCUGAUUUCAGACGGCUUGUUCACUGUGGAAGAAGAUCGUGCCGUGGUGGUGAAACUUGGAGAGGCAGCAGUGAAUAGUAAGAUUGAGCACCUUUCGAAGUGGGGACCUUUGGUGGACUAUCGCUUCCACCUAGCUCAGCAGCCCAAGUUGCUAAAGCAAGCGAAGGAAGCUUGGGAUCUGCAGGGUUUCUUGCGACACUUCGAUUUCCCUACUGUUGACGCGGCAGUGAAGCAUGAAAGUGGUAUGACUGGCAUGUUGUGUGCAAUGUUUGCAGGUGAUGUGGACAUGUUGCACACCUUGGUGGAACAUGCUGCAGACGUGAAUGCUCGUGUCAGUGGUCUCGGACACUUGGGCUUCUAUGAUUCAAACACGCUGCUUAUGGUUGCCGCCUAUAGUGGCCAAGAUCCCAAGAUGCUGUCUGCCCUUAUGAGGUGUCAUGCAGACCCCAAUGUGGCCUGUGUUUCUGAUACAGGCUCAAUUGUGAAUGCAUCAUGGUUGGCAACUCAUCCUGGGCAUGUGAAGGUGUUGCUGGAACAGCGUGCCGACUUUGAGACGUCGCCACCAUUGACAGGUGUUGCAGGAAUUGCCUCUAUCGAAACCGUGCAGGCUUUUUUGGAGGCCAGGUGUGACCCAAGCAGUCUCGGCCCAAAUGGUUUCGGUCCAAUGUACAGUGCACCCUGUUUUGGUCGUGGCAAUCCACAUGCAUGCGACAUCAUGCAACUGCUCUUGUCCUACAGUGGUGAUGUCAAUGCUCAGGCCAAACCACAUGGACUCUUAUACUGGGAUUGUUUGAAGGCGCGGUUUGCUGCUAAGCUUUGGGGUCUCGAAGGGUGCGCUGGUGACGCUCCUCCUGGAUAACGAUGCCGAACAUAUUGCCAAUGAUCGCGGAGAUACACCAGAAGACUUGGCAAGGGCAGCAGGUCAUAGCGAAUUGCUGCCCAUUCUCUCAACCUUUUUUGUGUAGCACUAGCCGAGUUGUGGCCCUGACCGGUGGCGCUAAAUGGCGCUUGAUCCGGAACUGGAAGUAAAGAGGAAAUGCAGACCAGGAAGCGGUCUGGAUAUCCGCC